CUUCUGGUCGCGAGCGCAGCAGCCGCUCCCCUAGCAUCUGCGCCCAUGAAGCGCCAGGAACCCGGCAACACGACUACACCCACUGGCGGAAACAAGCUCAUCACAGUCAUUGUCGGCGGACCGCAAGACACCUUCAUCCCGAACAAAGUCAACGCCGCGCCUGGAGACAUCAUCCAAUUCCAGUUCAGCAAUGGAAACCACACGGUGACGCAGUCGACCGCGACCGAUGCGUGCAAGCCCCUGGCAGGCGGCGUCCACAGUGGACAUAUUCCCUUCCAGGACGGACAGCAGACUGUGGGAACGUUCAAUAUGUUGGUACCGAGCUCGGACACUAUGUUCCUGUACUGCGCGACUGGGCCGCAUUGCCAGAAUGGCCAGGUUAUGAUCGUCAAUCCCGCAAAUGACCAGCAGAUUCUCGACUACACCAAGUUGGCCGCGGCAUCAGGAGAGAGUGUCGACGGUGCCGAAGCAAGAGGCGGCAUCAUUAGCGAGCUUCCGCUUGCCAACGCGGCCUUUACGCCUGCCCCACCUGAGGAGGUAAGUUCUACUCCAGCGGCUCCUCCCGCAUCUCCGGCAGAGGCUGCACCACCAGCGCCG
Molecule: messenger RNA, 597 nt
Organism: Aaosphaeria arxii CBS 175.79
Lineage: Eukaryota; Fungi; Ascomycota; Dothideomycetes; Pleosporales
Exons: 3
Source: RefSeq, a predicted model, not a curated record